AUGUAUGUGAAUGGUUUGAUACAGGAAUGUUUAUACGAUGUGAUUUUUAGUGUAUUUAGUGAAUGUCACUUUUUGACAUUUUUAAAUUUCCGGCCGGUUCCGUCCCCCAUACAUCCCGACGUCGCAGGGAACGGAACCUGGAAGACGGAUGCCGGCAUCGGCUGGAGGACAUUACAGGGGACACUGCAGGGGGGACAUCGCGGGACAAGGUAAGUAAAGAAGAGAUCCCGGAGCAACGCUGCAGUGUAUUCCCAACUGUAGCUCGGGGGGGUUAUCGCUUGUGGUGCUGAAACUUUACCCCGAGCUACACUCAGGAAUACCUCCAGGGGGGGUUGAUUAGGGUAAGGUUAUGUUAUUCAGCCACUUUG
Staurois parvus is the source of this 368-nucleotide messenger RNA. The record is from the annotation of a GenBank genome assembly. NCBI's taxonomy places the organism in Eukaryota, Metazoa, Chordata, Amphibia, Anura, Ranidae.